This is a messenger RNA of Chiloscyllium plagiosum (whitespotted bambooshark), 6178 nucleotides long. It is a transcript of the gene dennd1b, whose product is annotated as DENN/MADD domain containing 1B. Gene Ontology annotation, cellular component: intracellular membrane-bounded organelle; cytosol; nuclear speck. Gene Ontology annotation, molecular function: phosphatidylinositol phosphate binding; guanyl-nucleotide exchange factor activity. Gene Ontology annotation, biological process: endocytosis; endocytic recycling. The record is from RefSeq and is a predicted model, not a curated record. Lineage: Eukaryota; Metazoa; Chordata; Chondrichthyes; Orectolobiformes; Hemiscylliidae.
GUCCGGACGCUUUAUUUUGCUUAAUUUAUUUUCUAAUGUUGAUGCUCACUAACAGUAGGAGUCAAUGCACUCGUUACAAACCUAAACUUCACAUUUCAUCCACUUUUGUGAGAUCACUCUCCUGUAAGCUUCCUGUAGUGGCACUCAGUCAGGUGACGUUGCUAACCUUCUCUUGUCAGUGAGUGCUAACUUCCUAGUUUGUCUUCUGUGUGUAUGUUGCUGGAGGAAGAACAGCGGCAGCGGGGGCAAUGGUUCAGUGAGGAGCCGAAUCGAACUCAGGAGCCGCGCUGCUCCUUUAGCCGCAGCGCAGUCUCUCUGUCUGGGGCUGCCCCGGCGGCUGGGACACAGAGAUCGAGGAGACACCGAGGUGGGGGGGUGGGAGCCGCACCGAGAUGCCGUAACCAUGGACUGUAGAUUGAAAGAGAGCCCAGAAAGAACCUUUGAUCUGGUAUUCAAAGUGACUUGCCCAGCUUCCGACAAUGAAGAUCCAGUGGUUGUGUGGAAGUUCCCAAAGGAUUUCAGAGACCAGGAAGUGCUACAGACUGUGCCGAAGUUUUGCUUUCCUUUUGAUGUUGAAAGGGCUUCACAGAGUCAAGUGGGACAACACUUCACUUUUGUGCUUACAGACAUUGAAAGCAAACAGAGGUUCGGUUUCUGUCGCUUAACCUCAGGAUGUAGAGUCUGCAUCUGUAUCCUCAGCUAUUUGCCUUGGUUUGAAGUUUACUACAAGCUACUGAAUACAUUGGCAGAUCUUUUAGUUAAGGAGCAGGAAAAUGACUUGAAUGAUAUUUUAAAGACUUUGUACGAGCACGAUGUACCAGUGCCAAAUACUCCUGUCAAUCUCAGUCUGAACCAACAGAUAUGCAUUAGAAGUGGACAACUGAAAAACCUGCCAAAACGGGGUUUGCGAUCAUACUUCAUUACUCCUGAUACAAGUGGACUGCCCACAAUACCUGAAAGUAGAAACAUGACUGAAUAUUUUGUCGCUGUGGAUGUCAACAACAUGUUGCAACUUUAUGCCAGUAUGCUGCACGAACGACGUAUUAUUAUUACCUCCAGUAAACUUAGCACUUUAACGGCUUGUGUUCAUGCAUCAGCUGCCAUGCUUUAUCCAAUGUACUGGCAGCAUAUUUACAUCCCAGUGCUCCCUCCCCACCUGCUGGACUAUUGCUGUGCCCCAAUGCCCUAUCUUGUUGGAGUUCACUUGAGCUUAAUGGAUAAGGUGAAGAAUAAAGCUGAUGAAGAUGUAAUCAUAUUAAACGUAGACACAAACACACUGGAAACACCAUUUGAUGACCUUCACAACCUACCAAGUGAAGUGGUCUCAUCCUUGAAAUACAAACUGAAGAAGCAGUCAACAGCUACUGGUGAUGGGGUAGCAAGGGCUUUUCUUAAAGCACAGGCAGCACUAUUUGGCUCCUAUAGAGAUGCACUCCGUUAUAAACCUGGAGAGCCAAUCACAUUUUGCGAAGAGAGCUACGUUGCACAUCGGUCCAGCACUAUGAAACAGUUUCUUCAAAAUGCAGUACAGCUUCAGCUCUUCAAACAGUUUAUCGACGGGAGGUUGGAAAAGUUAAAUUCAGGGAAAGGAUUUUCUGAUGUUUUCGAAGAUGAGAUAACUGUGGGAGGCUAUAGUGGAGGAAAUUCAAAAUCUUACCAGCAAUGGAUGCACACAGUCAAGAAAGGUGGAGCUUUGAUAAAUACAGUGAUGACGAAAGCCAAUCCUGCCAUGAAGACAGCAUACAAAUUUGCUAAGAACCAAGCUAAGAUGGGGAUCAAAGAAGUGAAGAGCAUGUUAAAACAGAAGGAAUCAACUGAAGAAGAAGACUUGCAUCAUAACGAAAGUCUAUCUCCAAACCUGCAAAGACGAUCAAACUCUGAUCUAUUACAGAACCGUCUUCCAGCCACUAAACGCAAACGGAUUCGCCCUCAACGAUCAUCACACGCUGGGAUUGUUUCGCCACUGGAUGUUGAUGAGACAGACAGAGCAAGCAAGAUAUCAUCUGAAGACAGUGGAGAUGUAUGUGCCUAUAUCGAUGACAGUGAUGAUUCUGAACAGACCGAACAAGAGGCACAGUCUCCAGGACAGAUGGAUCUAUUAGGGGAGAUCCUAGAUACCCUCAGUACAAACAGUUCAGAUCAAGGAAAGCUGUGUAGUGCAAAAAGCCUGGAUUUCUUCAAGUCAAUGGAUGAUCUCAGUUACAAAGCUGUAAACAAGUCCAAUACUCCAAGUGAAGGAAACCUUUCUGAAUUCAGUGAACGAUAUGGUGAUCAUCUGAGUUGGCACUUGGGACAAGAUGAUACUGUUGUCCAUAGGCGGCCCCUUCCGCCAUCUCCCAGAAAAUCAUUUUAUGUUACUGAAUGUCCACUCACCUUUGAAGCUUCACCUUAUGAAAGCUCCAAUGUGUUUGUCGAUGAGUUGACACAUUUUCCUAAACUCAAGAGUGACUCAACUUUUAAAACUUCAGUGGCAACAAUUGCCUCCAGCCGAGAAUCAAAUCCAAAGCAAAAAAGUUCAGCCGAAUUAAAGGAGUCAAAACGAACACUAACCAGUGAAGACGGUACUUGUGAAGAGCCGCGUCAAAAUACAGCAAGACAAACAUCCGUUUUAAUCCCCUGGGAGAAAGAAGAUUUUGAGGCUGAAUUGAUAAGGCCAAGUGAAAUAGAUUUACUCCAAGAAAUUGACUGUUUAUGUUCCAGAUUUGGAACGAGUCACAGUGUUUCCAGUAUUGAUGCUUCCACCUCCAAUACUUAGAAUUAAGUGCGCAGGUACAGGAGUUUUCUAAGCUUCGAUUCAUUCAAAGAACUAUUUAAGAAACUGAAAAAUUGAGAGUGAUACCGCAGUAACUAAAGGCAUUCUUGACAUUUUUAAGUGCAAAAGAAGUGAACUGUAUUAUGCAAAAUCAAAUAUAGAUUUUUCUUUCAAAUUUAAAUUUUAAUACACUGCUAAAGUGGACUAUUGGAAACAUUGCUGCUUUAUACACUUGGGCUUAACAUUUGACUACACAUUGUUGCGUGGAAUGGAGGUACUGAUUUGACAAACAGCAAUCACGAAUGCAUGCACACAACAAAAGUUUAAUUUAAGCUGUUGUCAGCUGAAACAUAAUCAAUUUUAAGUAUGAGACAAGAAAUAAAUUUAUGUUUCUACAUCACAUGGGGAGAUUGAAAUGUUGUUGUCAGUGAGAUUUCCCUGCAUUAUUCCACCCAAAAGAGGGUAACAAGGCAAAUGCCUUGUGGUGUUUAAAUUCUUGCAUGCUAUACAUAAAAUACCUUAUAUAGUAUUGAAUGGAUGAGAUGGCAUUGUCUGAAUUUACAAUUACUUGAGGAGGGUACAAUGGUACUACUCUCUGAGAAUCCUUACAUUUCAAGUCCUCCUCAAAUCUCCUGGUUCAUCUGUAUAAAUCUGCAAGCAAUCUGUUUAAUCAUUCUGAAAUGUUUAAACCCUCCACUCAUUUUUUUCUUUCACCCAUGUCUAUAAAUGAUAUAUGCAGUAAAUUAAUGCCAAAUAAUCAAAGGUACUGCCUUAAAAUUACAAGUCAUAGUCCUCUGACAUCAUUAUGUAGCAUCUUUCUGAAUUUCUUUAGACCACUUUAGACCACUGUCACAGAAAUAAAGAUUCUUUAGUGUCUAAAUAGUGUAAUCCUGAAAAUGCUUGAAAACAUGUCACUAGGCAAUAAUUAUCAAGAAUGGCAAUGCAAACUGUGGUUUAUAAAGGGACAAUAGAAGUCUCUAUGGAGAUAAUGCUGUAUUUGAUUUAAUCAGCAGUCUGUUAGUACCAAUGAGUAUUCAAUCCACGUCUUCCUGAAAGAAGUUGAAUUGUGUUUGUUACCUUCAACCCCAUAAAUGAUAGCUCAUUUGAACCUUUCUUGAGCGAUAAUUUUUCAACAAAACAGUUUUUAUGAGAAGUGAGUCAGCUUUCUUGAGACUUUCUUUGAGAAUUUUGGCCGAACAUAAAAUACAAUUGUUAACAUUUUGAUAAAUUGUAAGUGUUAUCAAUUUUCUAUGUACCCUUGCUGUAAAGUGUUUUCUUUUUGUAUUGAACAAAUGUGCACAAAAGCUGUAAAUGUUAAUAGUGAAAUAUUGCUGUGUUUUAGAAUGUGACUGUAAUAGGACUGGUGUAAUGUAAAUGGCAACUAACACUGGGAUAUAAAGAGGAAGAAGGACAGGCUGUUGGUAUUCUUGUUUCAUUAAUGGUACUUAAGUCUGUAUAAACAGGAUAAUGAAUAUGUGGAUAGAUGGCAACAUACACAAAUCUGAUGUUUCCAGUAACAUGUGCUACACUAAUGUUUAAUAAUUUAAAAUCUUUAGAUAACAUUUGGUUACUUGAUGAUUACUUUAAAUAAGACACCAUUUUGCACUCUAUUUUGUUACUGGAGGCAUUGCUAUUGGUUCUUUGUUCCUCUAUCCUUUUUCUUAAAACUGGAUGUUAUUAAAGGACUGUUUCUGUCAUUCAGAGACACGUGUAUAAAAAUACUUUAGUUCUUUUUCAGGCAUUUAAAAUACCUGAAACAUCACUGUGGCAAAGGCUCAAACAUGUGCCUUAAUGGAAACAAAUUGGUACUUCAUUUUACCUUGGAAAUGAUAACGUAUUGGUUCGAAACUAAGCAUAUAAUGUGCAUGAAAAGAUAGCACAUACUUGAUGUAUCAAGUUGCAACAUUGCUGUUGCAUUAUUUAGGCUGUAUAUCAAAACUGAAAAUCAGCAGGAUAAUCCUAUUUGAUAUACCUCAGACUUCCAAAAAAAAACUCAAAUUGAGCUGAGUUGUGUUUUAAAUUCUCUCUUGUCAAUUCAACUACUCUUAUUGUUGUCCUUGGUUUAGAUAUUGCAAAUAAUUUAAAAAGCAGCCUCUUUGCUUUUGUCUUUUUUAGAAUAACUCUGUGCAAUAUGAAUUCGAGAUACUCAUUUUAUAUUUGAGAUGUUGCUUUCAAGUUAAAUCUUUGCACCAAGCUUUUUUGAAUAAUAAAUUUUAAUGUGGAAUACAGAGAAGCCCUUAAAAUGCAUCUGGGUUGAGUUAACCAUCAAAACUUGCUCGAUGCCAAGUGCAAAGUUAAGUAACAUGAUCAGGAGAUCAUUGUGAAUAAAGAUUGCUGUGGAAUUAAAUUUUCUCUUUUAGUGCUUUUUUUUAUUUUCCAGUCUCUGUCUUUAACAUUUUGUUUGGUCAGAAGUCCACUCUGACCUUAAUGCUCUGUAGUUUAUAUAAUUUUCAUAAUUUAGAGUGCACUUUUUCUGUAUGCAUUUUGUUAACCUAAUGAAUGGCUUACAUCAGAAACAUUUACGUGUUAAUUGUUAAAAAUUGAAUGUUGCCAUUACCUGUUGCUUGCAAAAUGUAUAUAUGCAUGUUCAGUAAAAUAAGUGACUUGCAUGUUUAAUUUAUGCAAAAAAUUAUAUGUUCAUUUAAGCAUUUAGUUAACACACUUAGUAUCCAUGAAUCACUAACCAAUUCAACUUAAUAUAAUACAUUUAAGUUUCCCUAACCUAUCAAAAUGUUGUAAAUAGUAAGCAUUUUGUUGCUUAGAUUCCUCCAUGUUAAUGCAUUUUAACUGUGUCCCACUUGAAUUUGGCUUUUUUUGUGCAUCUUGUCAUCUUGCUGUUUGUUUUAAAAGUCCAACAGAAUUGGCAGUAAUUUGACUUUUAAAGCACCAAGUCACUGUUAAGACUAAUCUGCAGAAGUGUCAUUGGUAUCAAUUUUAAUUUCAGCAUUCAUUGCGGAGGAUCAUUUAUAGAGGCCAUCCAUUUUUAACUAGGUUAACACAAGCUAUAUUCCACAGCAUCUUACCCUAUUAGUGGCGUUAACUUGCCUUUCUGAUUCAAAAUGUACGGAGAAAGUUGGACUUUCUGCUUUCUAGUUGAAUCUGCAUUUCCAACUGACCCAGAUUUUGAUGUACAAAUUCCAAAUUAAGCUGCUGGCAUAUAUGUUCAACAAAGCAUUUUUGUGACAAUUAUGUGAGCACUGUACCAAUUAAGGAUGUAACUGUUUAAAAUGAAACCCAGUGACCAUUUCACCAGAGUGACAAAUUAGGAUACUUGAUGUUUUUGGCUAACCUGAUGUUUUGAUGGUUCUCCAUACUGCUGUAAAAUAUCUAGAGAAAUUGUCAAAAAAAUUGAAUAAAGUUAUUCUUCAGACUUUGCAGAGCUGUGCUUUGCCUUUGCCGAACAAUAAAGUUUCAAUUUUAUGUUGA